Lolium rigidum is the source of this 1992-nucleotide messenger RNA. RefSeq lists its product as uncharacterized. The record is from RefSeq and is a predicted model, not a curated record. The transcript has 12 exons. The coding region runs from base 91 to 1923 and encodes 610 amino acids. Lineage: Eukaryota; Viridiplantae; Streptophyta; Magnoliopsida; Poales; Poaceae.
UAUCCAUCGGCUCUAGCUUGACUGCAAUACAACUUUUGUUUCUAUUUUGCCGGGAACACUUCUUGAACAGAAAAGUGUGAGAAUGAAAGUAUGGUUAGGAUUCUUGAUCCCAGCGACUCACGACUUUGUGGCGGCGGCGCAACAAUCCUUCUCCCUGGCUGUCAGUGUCCCACCACAGCAGUUGGAAAAAUGGCAAGCGGAAGAGGAAAGACUAAAGAUGUGAUGGUCACCAAUGAACAGCUAGCACAAGUUGAGUAUGAACUAGCUAGAAACAGGAUGGUGGAAGAAAAUGAGGAAAGGAUGGCACGCCUAGGUAUACACCGGGCAAGUGUUGCAUUUAAAGAUGCCUGCGAAGGAAGCCGACCCCCAAAACAGAAAAAAAGAAAGACACCCUCCUCAACACUUGAAAAUACAACUGAAAGACGUGUUUUGAGGUCCAGGGGAGCAAAUGAAAGUGGUAAUGCAAAUCCUACAGACCAACCUUCCAAAGAGAUCACUACCAAGCUUGUUGAUGGUGAGAAAGGUGGGCGAACGAUAACUAAAAAGGCCAACAUAUAUGCAAGGAUGAAUAAGACGAAAAUCAAAAUUCCAUUCAAUGAGUAUGGCCAACCAAUUGGGCCAGAUGCAACUGAAUUUGCCAAUUUCAUUGGCACUCUGGUCAGGAAGCAUAUACCACCAAAAGCUAUAGAUUGGAGAGAUGUUGAUGAAGAAACAAAGUUGCUAGUGUGGGAUCACUUACAGGGAUUUUAUGAGCUGGACUCAAUCGCUCUCAAAUAUGUCAUUAACACUUCACAGAGAAAAUGGAAGGAAUGGAAGGCAGAUUUAAAGAAGACAAAGUUUGAUCCUGAAUUGACUGACGAAGAGCUUAUGCCUAGAUGUGAUGAUAGAAUUAGCGAAGCUGAUUGGAAGGACCUUCUUAAAUAUUGGAGAUCUCCUGAAUUCGAAGCUCGCAGUUCUACAGCCAAAGAAAAUCGCGCCAAGUCAACCGUGCCUCAUACAGCUGGCAGCAAGAGUCAUGCCCGUGUUGCCCAAGAAAUGGCUGAUGAACUUGGGUAUGCCCCUCGGAGAGACGAAGUGUUCAUCAGAACACACACGCUCAAGAAAGGACCAAACAAAGGACAACACGUGCCAGAGGCAGCUCCAGUUAUUAGUGAACUCCUACGGGCAGCUAAUGUCCACCCUGACUGGAAGGAAAAGAGUUUGAAAGAAGGUGAUCUGUUUGCACGAGUUGUUGGAAUGAAAGAGCCAAGGGGUCGUGUUCGUGUGUUAGGUCUAGGGCCAACACCUCAAGAUGUGGGCACACCGGAUACACGGGGUAAAGUGAGCACAAGGGUUCUAGUUGAAAUGGUAGCACGUCGAGAAGCUGAACACCGCAUGAGCACUUUGGAGGAGCAGAUGCAACAAAUGCAGCAACAAAUGAUCAAAAUGCAAGAAAUGAUGGCAGCUUCAAAAGGAGGGCAUAAUUUGGAGGCUCCUAGCUUGCAACAUGGUUCUAGUUCUCGACAAAACUCAAUAGAUGAAAUUGAGGAAGAAAUUGAUGGCGAAGAUGGCGAUGAAGAGGACGGUGAAGAUGACAAUGUUCAGAGAAGGAAAUUUGUUGCAAAUCCAAGAAACUCUUCAACCCAGCAAGAUGAAAGCCUUAUUGGGAUGGAUGUGCUUCUCUAUGCAUGGACUGGUCCUGAAACUCCUGUUGCUAAGGCAACAGUUCUCUCAGUCGAUCCAGACACAACUGUGGGUGGGGAGCCCCUUGGACCUGGUACUUAUGAGGUUAUUGUGAAUGUUGCCAUUAAAAGGGAUACUAUUCUUCCAUAUCAGUACGAGGACUUACUAUACAUUAGGGAUGCUGUCACAAGGUCCAUUGCAUGGCCAUCUAGCAAGAUGAAGCCCUACAAACCAGCUGUGUCUGGCUCAUCUCGCCACUGAGAUUUUUCAGUUCAAAAUCAGUUUCGAAGACAUCAACUGAAGAUGAUGUGAGUAAAACUUCUAUACUUG